GGGGGCGAAGCCCCACCCCGUCCCCGACUGCAGGAGCGGAGUGAGGAGACGAAGAGGAAGUCCCGCGUGCGCACUGACUAUACAAGCGAGGGACCUCGGUGUCAUGGCCGCCGACGGUGACGAUGGCGCAGCCUCAGCUCCAGCCGUCUCUGACGGUGGUGCCAGCCAAAGCACAAAAUCUGGGGAGGAGCUAGUAGUCCAGGUUCCCGUGGUGGAUGUGCAAAGUGACAACUUCAAGGAGAUGUGGCCAUCCCUCCUGCUGGCCAUAAAGACGGCUAGCUUUGUGGCUGUGGACACGGAACUGAGUGGGCUUGGGGACAGGAAGAGUUUGCUGAACCAGUGCAUCGAGGAACGUUACAAGGCCGUGUGUCAUGCUGCCAGGACCCGUUCUAUCCUCUCCCUGGGCCUCGCCUGCUUCAAGCAGCAGCCAGACAAGGGUGAACACUCAUACCUGGCCCAGGUGUUCAAUCUGACUCUGCUGUGCAUGGAAGAGUAUGUCAUAGAACCAAAGUCUGUGCAGUUCCUGGUACAGCACGGCUUCAACUUCAACCAGCAGUACGCCCAGGGUAUCCCCUACCACAAGGGCAAUGACAAGGGUGAUGAGAGCCAGAGCCAAUCAGUGAGGACACUGUUCCUGGAGCUAAUCCGGGCCCGCCGGCCCCUGGUACUACACAACGGUCUUAUAGACUUGGUGUUCCUGUACCAGAACUUCUAUGCACACCUGCCUGAGAGCUUGGGAACCUUUACUGCUGACCUAUGUGAAAUGUUCCCAGCUGGCAUUUAUGACACCAAAUAUGCUGCUGAGUUUCACGCCCGCUUCGUGGCCUCCUACCUAGAAUAUGCCUUCCGGAAAUGUGAGCGGGAAAAUGGGAAGCAGCGGGCAGCUGGCAGCCCACACCUCACCCUGGAGUUCUGCAGCUAUCCUUCUAGCAUGAGGGCCCAUAUUGACUACCGCUGCUGCAUGCCCCCUGCAACCUACCGUAUUCAUUCCACCAGCAUCUGUGACAACUUCUCGGCCUAUGGCUGGUGCCCCCUGGGACCACAGUGUCCUCGGUCCCAUGACAUUGACCUUAUCAUUGACACUGAUGAAGCUGUGGUGGAGGACAAGAGGCGACGGCGACGACGUAGGGAGAAACGGCGGAGGUCUUUGUUGGGCCUGCCUGAGAAACAGACUUCUGGGGAAACUGAGGAUGGUCCUCCCACCAAGCAGGUCUGUAGGGUUGGCCUCAAGCCUGAGGAAAUUGAGCAGGAGGUGGCUGAGGAUGAGACUGGGAACCAACCUGGCUCUGAGCAAGGUCACAAAAAUGACUUGGAGAUGGAGCAGAGAGCAGCAAGGCCUGACACAGCUGACAUGGCCAGCUCGGAAGCUCCAGAGAGUCAAGUCAGUCCUAACCCAGUGCCUGGGGAUGGACUGCAUCGGGCUGGUUUCGAUGCCUUUAUGACAGGUUACGUGAUGGCCUAUGUGGGAGUGGGCCAAGGACCCCAGCCCUGUAACUCUGAACCAUGGCUACCUGAAUGCCACAACAAGGUAUACCUGAGUGGCAAAGCUGUCCCCCUCACAGUGGCUAAGAGCCAGUUCUCCCGUUCUUCCAAAGCCCACAACCAGAAGAUGAAGCUGGCUUGGGGCAGCAGCUGACCCAACUUCACUCAGCGCCCAGGAAGAGAAGCUGAGGGUGGAACAGAGGGGUCUGGAUCCCUCUAGCCUGUGAGUGUCCUACUCCUAACUACUAGGGGGUGGGGACAGGGUCCUGGCAGAGAUACUGCUGCAUCACUCCUGGACCUUUGCCUUUACCCCAGAGGAUGAGGAACAAGGAUACAAGUAAGAAGGCUGACCAGCACCUGUAACACAGACUUUAUUCAUUUUUAAAUCUCAAAGUGUCCUGGGAAAGUUUAAAAAAAAAAAAAAA
This is a messenger RNA of Balaenoptera musculus (blue whale), 1907 nucleotides long. It is a transcript of the gene TOE1, whose product is annotated as target of EGR1, exonuclease. Gene Ontology annotation, biological process: snRNA 3'-end processing. The record is from RefSeq and is a predicted model, not a curated record. Gene Ontology annotation, cellular component: cytoplasm; Cajal body. The transcript has 8 exons. NCBI's taxonomy places the organism in Eukaryota, Metazoa, Chordata, Mammalia, Artiodactyla, Balaenopteridae. The coding region runs from base 104 to 1636 and encodes 510 amino acids. Gene Ontology annotation, molecular function: metal ion binding; 3'-5'-RNA exonuclease activity; snRNA binding.